AUGAAUCUGACCAACUGUACAAGGACAUCCGAAUUUAUUCUUGUUGGACUGCCAAGUAUUUGGGAAAUGGAAAGGGUGAUGUACGUCAGUGUCUUUCUGCUUUAUGUCUUCUGUCUGAUGGGCAAUGGGCUCAUUAUUGUAAUAGUAAGCAUAGAUCGCCAUCUCCAGAAACCCAUGUAUUUCUUCCUUAGCAACCUUUCUUUAAUUGACAUUGGGCAUACCACAGCCUUCAUACCUAAGUUGUUGAUCAAUUAUAUCUCUGCUAGUAAUUCCAUCUGUUUUUAUUGCUGCAUCAUACAGAUAUGCUUCUAUUUCCUUUUCGGGGUCACUGAAUUUUUCAUCAUCACUUUGAUAUCCUUGGACAGAUACUUAGCUAUUUGCCAUCCUUUGAGAUAUGCCAUUAUCAUGACUUCGGGGGUCUGCCUUAAACUGGCAAUAACCGCCUGGUUUGUAGGUUUUUCCUCCAUAAUUUACCAGGUAGUAAUGGUUGCAAACCUUCCCUUCUGUGCCUCCAACAUUAUAGAUCAUUUCUUCUGCGAUGUUGGACCCGUGUUGCAAAUUGCAGGUGGAGAUAUAGAUGUCAUUGAAGUUCUUGGCUUCCUUGUUACUAUACUUGUGGUGAUGUCCUCCCUGCUUUUCACCCUCAUUUCUUACCUCUUCAUCAUUUGCACCAUUCUCCGAAUGUCUUCAACCACCAGUCAGCAGAGAGCUUUUUCUACCUGUGCUUCCCAUCUGAUUGUAGUCUGCAUUUUCUACGGAUCAGUCUUUUUUGUCUACUUAAGACCAACCGUCAAGAAUUCUUCCUUUGGUGUAAUCAAGUCUGUUUCUGUGGUGAACUCCAUAGUCGCCCCAGUGCUAAAUCCUUUCAUUUACACCAUUAGGAACAAUGAAGUGAAGGAAGCCGUUUGCAAAGUGUUAAGAAAAAGGAUUCCAGCUUUCCCUAAAACAUAG
Molecule: messenger RNA, 951 nt
Organism: Protobothrops mucrosquamatus (brown spotted pit viper)
Lineage: Eukaryota; Metazoa; Chordata; Lepidosauria; Squamata; Viperidae
Product: olfactory receptor 6X1-like
Exons: 1
Coding region: 1-951 (316 amino acids)
Biological process (GO): G protein-coupled receptor signaling pathway
Cellular component (GO): membrane
Molecular function (GO): G protein-coupled receptor activity; olfactory receptor activity
Source: RefSeq, a predicted model, not a curated record